AUGGGAAACCUGGCGUCAGCACGGGUUAUUGACUUGUCCGACAAUCGCCUCUCAGGUUCCCUCCCACCGACACUUAGCCAGCUGCAGGUGCUCCGCUCGCUAAGUGUCAGUGGGAAUAACCUCUCCUCCACCCUCCCAGCAGAGCUCAGCGCCCUCUCCCUUCUCACCUCUCUCGACGUGAGCAGGAACGAUUUCUCCGGCCCGAUUCCCCCCCAACUAGCCCCUCCGUUCCUCCCCCGCCUCCUCUCCUUAAACCUCUCUCAUAACCACUUUUUCGGUGCUAUCCCCUAUGGUUUCUCCACCACCAAUACCUCUGCCACAGCCCUAGAUUUCUCCUACAACGAUCUUAUGGGUUUAAUCCCCUUUAACACCACCGGCACUGCCGACACCAGCCCCACUGGCACUUUUCUCUCUGCAUCCGCGUUACAAGGCAACCCAGGACUCUGCGGGGGGUUCGGGUACCUCCCCUGCCCGACGCCACCCUACGAGAGCACAGGGGGGGUCUCGCCAGGAGCGAUUGCAGGGAUCGCGGUGGGCUGUGCGGCGUUUGUCACGGCGCUGCUGGUGCUGCUGGUGCUGCUGUGGCUGUGGCUGUUUGCGCGGCGCAGAGGGCCGAGUCUGGACGGGGGGACAAUGCUGGUGUUUGAGAAGCUGGGCUUUAAGCUCACGGUGACCGAUGUGGUGGAUGCCACUGAAGACUUCAGCAACAAGUUCUUGCUGGGACGAGGAGGCUUUGGCUCUGUUUACAGUGGGGCGAUGCUGGUGUUUGAGAAGCUGGGAUUUAAGCUGACGGUGGCAGAUGUGGUGGGUGCCACUGAAGACUUUAGCAACAAGUUCCUGCUGGGACGAGGCGGCUUUGGCUCUGUCUACAGGGCCACUCUGCAAGAUGGAAGAGCCACACUGCAGGACGGCAGGGCAGUGGCCAUAAAGCGCCUGGCGUUGGGCAGCAGUCAGGGGCAACAGGAGUUUGAAGCCGAAAGGAACACCCUCGGCAACGACGGUAGGGAAGUGGCCAUAAAGCGCCUGGCACUGGGAAGCAGCCAGGGGCAGCGGGAGUUUGAAUCCGAAAUGAACACCCUCGGCAACGUGCGCCACCGCAACUUAGUCGUCCUAGUCGCCGCAUACCUCUCCCCGCCGCCCGCCCAAGAGCGCCUCUUAAUCUACGACCUCCUUCCGGGCGGCUCACUAGACCAUGUCCAUGUCUUAGCGCGCGAAAUGGGCAAAGACUCGCCGAUGCGACGCUGGGCUGUAAGGAGGAACAUCUUAGAGGGUACAGCGCGAGCCCUCAAAUACCUGCACCAGGAUUGCACCCCAGGGAUCAUCCAUAGAGAUAUGAAGCCCGCGAAUAUUCUCCUAGACGAGAAUUUGGAGGCGAAAGUGGCUGAUUUUGGGCUGGCAAGGGAGGCGGAUGCGAGCAGGACUCAUAUGAGCACGAGCGUGUUUGGGACGGUGGGGUAUUUGUCUCCGGAGUAUUCGCAGCGGGGGCGGCUGUCGUUUAAGAGCGAUGUGUUUGCGUUCGGAGUGCUGGUGCUGCAGGUUAUUACUGGGAAGCUUCCGACGGACAGUGACGUGGCGGAACGAGGGCUCGCCAGGUGGGUGGGGAUGCACACUGUAGCCUCCUUCGUGGACGACAGGAUAGACGACGCGUUGCUGUACGAGGAUGAGAUCAUGGGCGUCGUCACUCUCGCCCUGCAGUGCACCCAGACCGUCCCCGCCGACCGCCCCUCCAUGCCUGAGGCCCUCGAGGUGUUGGAGAAUCUGCACGACUUUGCCAAGGGGAUCCGCAUGGGGAUAGAUGCCAAGGAGAUGCCGUAUGUCCCUGAAGCCCUCGAGGUGUUGGAGAAUCUGCACGACUUUGCCAAGGGGACCCGCAUGGGGAAAGACGCCAAGGAGGUGGAUUGA
Molecule: messenger RNA, 1902 nt
Organism: Closterium sp. Naga37s-1
Lineage: Eukaryota; Viridiplantae; Streptophyta; Zygnematophyceae; Desmidiales; Closteriaceae
Source: the annotation of a GenBank genome assembly